GAAACGAAACUAAAUACGCAUUCGGCGCCAAGGUCGCUAGGAGGCCCCUCCCUGGUGACUUCCGGGGAGGUUGUGUAACCCUCCGCUCAGGGCCACCCAGGGGCCAAAGGAAGCAGAGCCACCGCCUUCCCGGGAUUCCCUUUUCUGGUCUGCGCGGCAGUCACGGAGCAGCGGCAGCCACAGAUUCACAAAUGAAUACUCCUCACCCAGGAACAAAUUUCCCAGCUGGGUAUCAUCCUCAAUAUCCUCCAGCAGCAUUCCAAGGACCUCCAGGACAUACUGGCUACCCGGAUUUGCAAGCUGCCUAUCCUGGGAUGCUGACAAGCUAUCCUGUACCUCAGGCUGACAAUUCAGUCCCACCACCUAGCUAUUCAGGUGCUGGUCCAGUGGGCUCUCCUGUCCAACACCAGCCAGUUUAUAAUCAGCCAGGUGGACAAGCAGGAGUACCAUGGAUGCCAGCACCACCACCUCCAUCACACUGUCCACCAGGGUUGGAAUAUUUAAGUCAGAUAGAUCAAAUACUGAUUCAUCAGCAAGUUGAGCUUCUAGAAGUCUUAAUAGGUUUUGAAACAAAUAACAAAUACGAAAUUAAGAACAUCCUUGGACAGAGGAUUUACUUUGCCGUGGAAGAUACUGAUUGCUGUACCCGAAAUUGCUGUGGGGCUAACAGACCUUUUACCAUGAGGAUUCUUGAUCUUAUGGGUCGAGAGGUCAUAACUCUGCAGCGACCACUAAGAUGUACCAGCUGUUGUUGCCCCUGCUGCCUUCAGGAGAUAGAAAUUUAUGCUCCUCCUGGUGUACCAGUGGGUUAUGUUACUCAGAAUUGGCAUCCAUGCCUGCCAAAGUUAACCAUUCAAAAUGAGAAGAGAGAGGAUGUACUCAAAAUUAUUGGUCCAUGUCUUGUGUGUGGCUGUUGUGCAGAUGUUGAUUUUGAGAUUAAAUCUCUUGAUGAAGAAAAUGUGAUUGGCAAGAUUUCCAAGCAAUGGACUGGUUUUGUGAGAGAGGCAUUUACAGAUGCUGAUAACUUUGGGAUCCAGUUCCCUUUAGACCUUGAUGUGAAAAUGAAAGCUGUGAUGCUUGGUGCAUGUUUCCUCAUUGACUUCAUGUUUUUUGAAAGCACUGGAAACCAAGAACAGAGAGCAGGAGUAUGGUAGUGGAUUAAUAAAGAUCUCCAAAAAUGUGAAGUUUGUCUAUUGAUUGGGACUAUGUAUAAGUAAAAAAUUAUUUUUUUAUUGAAAUUACUUAUAAAAUAUGUGAAUUAUACUGUGAUACCU
Molecule: messenger RNA, 1274 nt
Organism: Pipistrellus kuhlii (Kuhl's pipistrelle)
Lineage: Eukaryota; Metazoa; Chordata; Mammalia; Chiroptera; Vespertilionidae
Gene: PLSCR1
Product: phospholipid scramblase 1
Exons: 8
Coding region: 192-1154 (320 amino acids)
Biological process (GO): plasma membrane phospholipid scrambling
Cellular component (GO): plasma membrane
Molecular function (GO): phospholipid scramblase activity
Source: RefSeq, a predicted model, not a curated record